Molecule: messenger RNA, 1775 nt
Organism: Linum tenue
Lineage: Eukaryota; Viridiplantae; Streptophyta; Magnoliopsida; Malpighiales; Linaceae
Source: the annotation of a GenBank genome assembly
GAAUUAGUGGGCCCGGCGCCCCUGUUAGCAUCUCCUAACAAAAGCCCUUGUUAGGAGCAUAACUAGAUUGGGCAGUGGAAGGAGUAACAGUGGCGGAGGCAAAAAUGUUGCUGCUGAACUCGCUAGCUCCUUCUCAAUUGAGUACCCAAAACCCUAAAAUUCCCCCUCAGCAUUCUCUCGCCUCAUCACAGUCUCACGGAAGCUUUCCCAUUCCUGCCAAAAGAUGCGCCCUUUCUUUCGCUAGAAAAGCCAGUAAGGGCGGGAAGCUCGCCGUGAAGUGCCGCCAGUCGUAUUUCGACCAGCAGAACUUCAGCAACAGUUCCGGGACUACUUCAGGGAAUAGUUCUUUUGCUUCGCGGUCCCAGGGCGCUUCCAAUGCUGGGGAAUCGCCUGCUAGGGUUUAUGUGGGACAUUCAAUAUACAAAGGGAAGGCUGCACUUACGGUGGAGCCUCGAGCACCGGAAUUCACAGCACUAGAUUCGGGAGCGUUCAAGCUUGUCAGGGAAGGUUUUGUGUUGUUGCAAUUCGCUCCUGCAGCUGGAGUUCGCCAGUAUGAUUGGGGAAGAAAGCAGGUAUUUUCCUUGUCGGUUGCAGAAAUUGGAACUGUAGUGAGUCUCGGUGCGAAAGACUCCUGUGAAUUUUUCCAUGAUCCUAAUAUGGGGAAAAGCGAUGAAGGUAAGAUCAGGAAGGUAUUGAAGGUAGAACCACUCCCAGAUGGUUCAGGCCACUUCUUUAACCUAAGUGUCCAGAACAGACUCUUGAACAUGGACGAGAGCAUUUACAUUCCAGUUACAAGGGCAGAGUACACUGUCCUUGUCGCAGCUUUCAAUUACAUCUUGCCGUACCUGAUAGGCUGGCAUGCAUUCACAAAUUCACUAAAACCAGGCGACUCGACCAAACCAAACAACGCCAGCCCGAAGUUUGGAGCAGACUACGAAUGGAGCAAGUAGUUUACUAGUCGAGCCAAUUCUAGUAACAACUUGCGGGACCUGCAACAUGUCAUAUACCCUUGGAAUGGAGCAAGUAGUUUACUAGUCAAGCCAAUUCUAGUAACAACUUGCGGGACCUGCAACAUGUCAUAUACCCUUUCGUGUAGUCUUUUCCCGAUUAAGGGAUGCAAUCAUCCUCUUGUUAUCAUGUUGGUCAUUGGUGAAGGUCAACAAAUUUUGCUUCUUCCGUAGUUCUUUCUGUUUCGUGGGGACUUGAUUUAUGUGUAUUGUAGGGUGUAGUGCUUUUCUGCAAGCUAACUAUUGAAUGAGAUAGUUUCCAGGUAGCUACAGUGGAAUGUUGGUCUCUUUAGGUUAGGUGGCUGUUCAAGCAUAUGUUAGCUUUUUAGGCUGCUGCUGCUGGGGUUCGACCUGAUCCUCUAGAGGUAAGAUAUUGGAAGAGUCGUGCCUCGUGACCCACCCGACCAGAAACAAGUUGGAAUGAUUUGUUUGUAGGGUUGAUUGAAUGAUUGUAGACUGAAACAGCUUUCCUAAAUUUCCUUAUUUUCCUUCUUCAUGUUGUUCUCCAGCGUUCACCUCCUAUACAACCGCACUCGUAUCAACCUCAAACAGGACAGCUGAGAGCUGAGACAACAAGCGGAGGCAGAGGCUUUUCGCCUCUGUCACAACUCACAAGAGGUUGUCAACCGCAGGUCGACUCGCGGGUCUUUCCACUUUGACUCUGACUCGUUGAGAAAAACGGGUCAUAUGCACCCGCCAAGUCGACUGCUACAAAGUAUCGGAUUGGAGAUCAAAUUGUGUCAUUUUUUCUUAGGUUUGCGAAAUGUG